AAUUCAUUCGCGUCUCCUUGCGGGACUCGCGUUUCGCUUUUACGACGAUUUUGAUCGAAUCACAUGUUUUCAGACGUCUUCAGGAAAUAUUAGCUACUUCUUGGUGACUACUGAUAUAAAAAGUCUUUCUUUGAAGUUCUGUCUGCUGUCGGGCGUAACGCUGUCUGCUGCUGUGUUGCUGUUCUGGAGCCACAUUCAGCAUCAGCACAGAAUCUUCAGUUCUCAUCGAGCUGAACCAUUUUUCAUCAAGCAACAUCCGUUUCGAUGUGACCAGAUAUUUGCAGGAGAUAAUCACCAGAUUUCUAUAGCCAUGCAACAAUCUCGGACAUUGCUAACGGAUUACGAGGUCUACAAGUUAUUAGCAAAUUGUUCUGCUCUGUUUUCAAGGCACUUUUACCCUUUGAUACCGACUAGUGAAGAAGAAGAAAAGUUUCCCCUUGCAUAUGUCAUUUUAAUUAAUGAACAUUUGGAACAGGUAGAGAUUCUGCUUAAUGCAAUUUAUGCUCCCCAAAAUAUUUAUUGUAUCCAUGUUGACCUAAAAGCGCCUUACAUUGUUCACGCGGCAAUGCAACGCCUUUCAAGGUGUCUUCCAAAUGUGAUGGUCAGCAAAACGAGCUUCCCAAUUUCUCGUGUAUUUAUCGAAAUGCUCGACGCUUGCCUUUCUUGUAUAGAAGACAUCUACACGUAUCUUUUGACUCUGCAAGGACAUGACUUUCCUUUGAAAACAAACAGAGAAAUCGUGAAGAUUCUUCGGGCGCAUCGAGGAGCAAACGAUGUGGAGCUAGUGCCUCCACAUGAUCAUAUCAGGUACAUUUGGAAAUAUGUAUUUGAUGAAUCUGGCAUUCCCAUAGACAUUGUACAGACAAAUUUUAUUCGUGGCCCCCCGCCAAAAAAUAUUAUUCUAUACAAAGGAAACUUUGCAGUAUCUCUAAGUCGUCAAUUUGUAGAUGAGAUCAGAAUGCAUGAGCUGCGAUCAUUGCUUUUAAAGUAUUUGCGAAAUUCUGCCUCCGGUGAUGAAAUUUUCUGGUCAUCCCUUAACCACAACGACUGGCUCAACUUUUCUGGAAACUAUCCAGGUAGAUGUGUCAGUUCUGGACGCAAAACAUGGAUCAGCCGUUUCACUCUCUGGAAACAUGAAGAUGGCUCCACUGCUGACCUUCGGCAUGUUGUCUGUCGCCCGCACCUGUUCUUGAACAAAUUUUGGCUUCCGGAUGAUCCAGUUGCGGUUGAUUGUUUGCAUGAACUCUUAUUUAAAAGAAAUUAUCUAUAUGAUAAAACCGGAGUACUUAAUUUAACUUAUUAUGAUAAUCUUCCAGGUGUUCUAUAUCAGAAACAUCGAUUGACACCGGUAAUAAGUUUGCAAUUAUGGUGUGGAUACCGCAUUACCGCGUAG
This is a messenger RNA of Soboliphyme baturini, 1393 nucleotides long. The record is from the annotation of a GenBank genome assembly. Lineage: Eukaryota; Metazoa; Nematoda; Enoplea; Dioctophymatida; Soboliphymatidae.